Molecule: messenger RNA, 1225 nt
Organism: Dendronephthya gigantea
Lineage: Eukaryota; Metazoa; Cnidaria; Anthozoa; Malacalcyonacea; Nephtheidae
Product: galactose-1-phosphate uridylyltransferase-like
Exons: 2
Coding region: 73-1143 (356 amino acids)
Biological process (GO): beta-D-galactose catabolic process via UDP-galactose, Leloir pathway
Cellular component (GO): cytoplasm
Molecular function (GO): zinc ion binding; UDP-glucose:hexose-1-phosphate uridylyltransferase activity
Source: RefSeq, a predicted model, not a curated record
AGUUUAUAAAAGGAAGUUUAGUGUUACUUUUAUUUUUUGUUUUAUAUAAAUCUGUAGAUUUAUAAACUAUUUAUGAAAAUGGACGAAAAACCUCACAUUCGCUUUAAUCCUUUGAAAGAUGAGUGGGUUGUCGUUUCACCCCACCGCACAAAACGCCCCUGGAAAGGGCAGGUUGAGAAACCACAAGAGACGCUCGUACCUAGACGAGAUAUGAACAAUCCCCUCGUUCCUUCGGCCGUUCGGGCGAGCGGGGAAAAGAAUCCGGAGUAUGACGGCGUUUAUGUCUUUAAGAACGACUUCCCUGCGCUGUUAGAGGAGGGGGAAAGCAAUGAAGGGUGUAGUGGUGAUGAUAAUGAUGGGGGGUUGUUUCAAAGUGCCCCCGCUAGGGGUACCUGUCGGGUGAUGUGUUUCCAUCCCUGGUCAGAUAUGACACUGCCUCUUAUGGAUACCAAGGAUGUUGUCAAAGUUGUUGGAGAGUGGAUAAAUGAGUUUGUUGAGCUGUCGAAGAAAUAUCGCUGGGUUCAGAUUUUUGAGAAUCGAGGUGAAAUAAUGGGCUGUUCAAAUCCUCAUCCUCACUGCCAAAUCUGGGCAAGCUCAUUUCUCCCCAAUGAACCAUCUGCUGAAGACAAAGCGCAAAAAGAAUACCUUGUAAAACAUGGCUCACCACUACUAUUGAAAUACAUAAACCUAGAACUGGCCAAAAAAGAGCGCAUUAUCAUUGAGAACGACCAUUGGCUUGUUGUGGUACCCUACUGGGCUGUGUGGCCUUACGAGACCUUGCUGCUUCCAAAAAGGCAUGUCUUACGGCUGCCUGAUUUAACCAACCAGGAGCAAGAAUCCUUGGCAGUCAUAAUGAAGCAACUUGUAACAAAAUAUGAUAAUUUAUUCCAGUGUGCUUUUCCCUAUUCUAUGGGCUGGCAUGGAGCCCCUACCGGAUCAUGCGAUGCUGAUUGUAAACAUUGGCAACUGCAUGCCCAUUAUUACCCACCACUAUUGAGGUCUGCUACCAUAAAGAAGUUUAUGGUUGGUUAUGAGAUGUUGGCCUCCCCUCAAAGAGACCUGACUGCAGAGCAAGCAGCAGCCAAGUUGAGAGACCUUCCUGAUCUGCAUUAUAAACUGAAUUCAAGUGAACCGUUAAAAUGAUUUAUUGUAUAGGGAACAAGACUGAGCUUUAACUAACUUCAGUUCACUUCAGAGAUGAACAAAAAUAUUUGAAAAUUAUUAC